CCGUGGUGUCACCAUGUGAGUAAUGCAGAAGUUAGGUGUAGAGUUUUAGGGAGAAGAGGUAAGUCAGUCGACGAGGUUGUGAACCUUCAUCGACUGAGAUGGUUGGGACACGUACUACGUAUGCCUAGUCACCGAUUGCCUCGUCACACAAUGUUGGCUGAGGUGGGUUCAGGCUGGAAAAAGGCCCGAGGUGGCCAGACUAAAACAUGGCACCAAUGUAUGAAGUCUCUGACUGUUGGUUUAAGCCAUGUAGGACGAUGCAGACUAGGUGGUUGGGGUCCACGGGACAAGAGGAACCAGUGGUUGGAGACCCUAGGUGAUAUGGCUCAGAACCGAAGUCAGUGGCGCAGAUGUAUACACACAUUAUCCUCAUCUUAACAACGCUAUACCGAAUCUCACUAUUUUGUCACUCCUCUUUCCUUUCUUCUCAUACUUUAUAUUUCUUUUGACUGCAUUCACUUAUCUUCAUCCUUCACCUCACUACCUUUUUACUUGAUGUGCUGAUAUGAGGUGUGGCAACUCGGACCGUUACGCAGUAAUGCCUGGUCCUAUGUUGAUAAUGAUGAUGAUGAUGAUGACUCGAUAAAUGACACUGAACGAAGAUUCUGGUCUAGCUUUAUGUCCAGAGUUGACUAAAUGUUCAAGAAUUGAACUGUUAAUUGAUUUACAUUCUCCCUUCGAUAACCAUGCAGGACAGUGCUAACAGAUAUGUUUGGAAAGUGUGAGCUUUGUGCGGCCUAUAUAAGUAGCUCCAUAGGAUGAAGUUAAUUUGUAAACAUACACUUUAAGGUGAACCAAAGCUGCAACUUGUCCUUAACGCACUCCAGAACCAGUUGCCGACUAGAAAAGCUGAUCUCUAGCUUCAUAGAGAAGAAUAUCUUCAGCGAUCUGGACAACCGAUUCUUCAAGAUCUCUGGUGCCGUAUCACCUGUGAAAUCAACGUUAAUAAACAAGGUGUUUUUUUGGAACUAUGAGUACUUGCCCCGUAUUCUGUUUUAAUUUCAAUUUCUUCUCAAUAGAUCUGGAUGGGUAUCUAUUUACAACUAUCUAUCAAUUGGACACUUAACCAUUUCGUAUUUCUUAUCUGGUCAAACUCCUUGACUUCUUCAUUAUUUCCAUUGUUUGAAAGAUUAUUAUGCAACUCACUUUCUAUUUCUGAUUUUGGUUUCUGUUAGCACUCGCUUAAUGAUUCAAUUAUACCCUAUUGUUUAAUAAUAGACUGUUAUAUGUUUAUGAUGUACACAUAAAUACGAUUGUACAGUUUUCGGAGAUGAUAUCAUCGAAAAAGAUUUACAAGUGUUUCUUAAACAAACAUUUUUCGAUGUUCUCCAAUUCACCUAAUUUAAUCAUUUGCGUAGAGAAAGUGAUCGAAUAGCCUAGUUAUUUAUUCUGGCCAAUAAGUUCAAAAUUCAGGAUAUCCGAAUGAUGAAUGGUUAAAUUAGUAAAAACACUGAAAAAAAAAUUAUCUGUUUUAAUUUAAUCAAAGAAAAUCUGUCUUGUUUCUUUUCUAUUGACACUGAACUGUUUUCAAUUUCCUUACAUUAUUCAUAUAUAUUUUUUUUAAUUUUAGCCUCUAACAAAACCGUUAGCCUCUCCAACAACACUUUUACCUCGUUCCAUUGUAGUUUGUCAAUCGAUUACAGAUAAAACAGAUUUGACCUGUUUGAAUAUUACAAAUUCGACUACUACUACUACUGAUACGAGUGUACGACAGUUAAAUAAUCGGAAACCAGAAUGUCGACUAAUUGCUGCUUCACUUGACAAUCUAUCGGAUAAACAAUUGACAACAUUGAAUAAUAAUAAACGAUGUCGUAGUGGUCCAGCUACUACUAUUACACAAUCGAUUUCACCACCAGUAAACAACUCAUAUAAUAUAUUAUCACUUGGUAGUGGUAACAAGAGAACACGACAUGCUUCUCAGUUUGAAGAGCUGACUAGUAGUCGAAAAAUCUCUGGAACAUUGGAUUAUAAGCCUAAUUCUGAUAUUAUACCCAGUCCACCAUUCACUUCAUUAACACAACUUCUUAUGCAAGAUUUCCCAUCUAUUACAGAUAUCAUCUCCAAUUCACCUACUCCAAUCGAUCACCCUCCAAAGUAUACUACUGCAUAUGAACAAAAUAAUAAUGUUAAUAAAUCAAUGAAAUCAGUGUUGAAUGAAACAAAUUAUGAUAUACUGACAUCCAAUUCAACCUUAUCAGUUGAUAAAGAAAAGGUGAUCAAUGUGAAUAAUUUGCACAACAACAACAACAACAACAAGUCGUUUCUUCCUCAAAUUCAUCCACUUAAUGUGUCCAAUGAAAAAUAUCCAAGUAACCAAAAUGUUCACAUGAGUUCAAAUUGUGCUACUACUACGACUGCUGCUGCUACUACUACUACUACUAGUAUUACUACUGCUACUUCUUCUUCUUCUACUACUAUUACUACUUCUUCUGGUAAACAUAUACCACUCUCAGAUCGUAAUAACAUGGAAGUAUCGUCGAUCUUAUCUUCAUGGUCUACAUCAGUUCCAUCUACUGUAAAAUCUAGCAUUGAAAGUAAAGAUACAUUUCCCGUACGAGGAACUAAGGCAAGUAAUAUAAAUUCUGGAGGUUCAGUUCCUGUACAAUCCAGUUUGUGUCGAUUGUUAUUAGAUGCUCAAUUGGAACCAGAGGAAAUAUCUGAUGCUGUAGCAAAUGCUCAAGUCUCAGAAAUAUCAUAUUGUCAUAGCACUGAAUCCAAAGAACAAAGAUUUGGUACAUCUUUGAAGGAUGAUAUGCGAUUUACUUCAUUUGCGGAUAGUAGUCAUUCAUGUGAUGAACAGCUGCGGAUUAGUGGAUCAACUAUCAAUACGUCUAGUUGUCAAUCAGUAACACCAUAUUCUAUAGCUCCAGUUGAAUGGAAUGAUGAUGAUCUGCAACAAUUAAUACAUGAGGCUACAGUUAACUCUGAUGAUAAGGUGUUAGAAAAAAAUCCAUGUACCUCUUCACCAUCAUCAUUACUCCUAUUACCACCGAAGCGACAUCCUUCUGCUUCAUCAAAGGAGAUUGCUGAAGAGGUGGAAAUUUUAUGUGAAAUACUACGACGUGAUGAGUUGGAACGAAAUCAUCCAAAACCAGAAUCAUCUUAUAAUCCAUGUGAUACAACUAAUUCUACUUCAUAUAUAAGUGAAUCACCUUGUUCUAAACGAUCUCGAUUCUCCUCAUCUACUUCAAUCUCUGAACAUCAAACUCUAGAUGGUGAUAAUGUAAUUAAUGAUGGUGAAUUGACUUAUCGAAAUGAAGUUAAUUGGCAGAAUGAUGCUAAGGCUGUAGCACGUAUCUGUGAACAACUUCAACAAGGCUUAGUUUCUGACAAAUCUACAUACACAACAUUGAAUACUACAACAGAUUUUUCUAGCUAUUCUAUCAUUUCGAAUAACAAUACUUCUACAUCAUGCAAUAAUCUACUGGAGUGUUCUAUUUCACGAAAUGAUGAAAAGAUAAUAUCGAAGCAUUCACCUCUUGAUAAUAACUCAGCGUUGGUCACUACUCGAACUAUAUGGUCAGGUUAUUCACCGCAGCCAAGUAAUACUGUUCAGCGUAAUGCUGUUGGUGGUAGUUCUGCUAGUAUUAAUAAAGCGGCUGUAGCUGCUGCUUUAGCUAGUCAACAGGCUGCAGCAAGUCAAAGAAACCAAUUGAUGAAUCAACGUCUUUUAGCUGAACAACGUAAACGCCUUAUUCAACACCAACUGUAUAAUCAAGUUGCUGUCUAUUCAUUAAAUUCAAGACAACAUAUUCCCACUUAUGAAUAUUGUAAUCCAGAUACGGUUACUGCUGUUGAUACCAGUCAUCAAGGAAACCCGUUCAUAAUCAAUGAAAGUAUGAUGGAUGGAGGAGAAGGAGGAGGAGGAGUGGAAAUGUUGUUGCAUAGCAACACUAUAACAGCAACAACUACAACUUGUUCAACUCCUCAUCCUCUCUUACAUAUUAUCCCUAGUAAAUCACUUAGAAAGAAAACAUUAUGUUCAAAUGGAAUACAGAAUAAUAAUUUAAAUAUUUUGAACUUGAAUGCUACCACAGUUCAUUCCUCUAACUCUGCUUCAAUUAGUACAACAUCAAAAUUAACCGGUUUUUAUCCUCCUCAUCAACAUCAUAAUCAUCGUCCAGAAGAUUUAUCAAAAUUUUUAAAAGAAGUUGGUCCAAAUGUUCGAGUACAACUUUCAUGUACAAUUCCGACAAGUGAUAGACAACAAUCGAAUUAUAUGAACAAAAUACCCCAUGUCUAUCCAACAUCGAACAACAGCAUUACUACGACGAAAAUGAAACAAUCAUCCAAACAACUGACAACUACAUCAAUCUUUCCCAAUUCUCAGAUGUUUAUACAAUCAGGUAAUCCUACGAACAAGAUACAUUUCCCGGUAGCAACAGUCUAUUCCAAUCCUUCAACACUAAUUGUAGCGACAACAUCUUCUGUAUCAUCUGUGAACAACUCCAGUCGUCUAGUUAAGGCUGAACUACGUCAAGCAUUGGUCGGUCGCCAGGUUAUUUAUCAAAACAACAACAAUAAUCCUGGAGAUAAUCAUCGGGGAUUUCACUGCUCUCAGGUAUCUAGGCAAUUCUCUGAUCCUAUCCCAAUGAAUAUCUAUGAGGCUUACUCUUCAACUGAGGGAGGAGUUGAUCACUUUUCCACUUCAUCAUUAUCAUCACUGCCUUGUACUUCUCGAAUAUCUUCUAAUCAUCAGGCAGUGCAUAAUCCUCACAUCACCUAUUCCUUGUGUCCUGCUCAAAAUUCAAACAGUUCUGUCAAUUGUCAACAAUGGUCACCUACUACAUCUCAGUCAAUUUCCGUUCAUCAGGUUCCCUUGAAUUCAGAUAACAUGUCUUCGUUAAGUAGUAAUAAUGCUUAUCCUCCUCAAUCAGUUCACCUUGUCCAUGGUGGUGGUAGCGGUUAUCAUUCUCAGGGUUUUUCUAGCUCUAAUGAAAUUGAAAAGAAAAACAAAACUGAUACAUAUGAUUUUCUCAACCACAAUAAUUCAUCAUUAUGCUUUAAUACACUGAAUCAUUCAAAUAUUUAUCGGCUUACACCUUCUAGUUUAUCACCAAUCAGUGUAUCAGCCAAUACUUCACCAUCUUCUAGUACUACAUCUCAAACAGGUCUGUUGAAAUCACCAAUUUGUCAGUCAACAGAAUUUGCAUAUACCUCCUGUGAAUCCUCUCUGAUGACUGUUAAUCCUAAUAAUUAUCCUUAUGAGGUAAUGCUUCACUGGAAUGUCAUCCAAGCUGUUUGACUAUGAUCAAUGGAGGUGUAUCAGAUAACUCCGCUUCUUCAGCUCUACACAAUUAUGUUACUACUACCACUACUAUUAGUAAUAAUAAUAAUCCCCUAACAGGUUCACGGAGUUUUACUACCCUAUCCUCAUCAGUAAUACCUCACGAGGAUAAUACUGUUCAUCUGGAAUCAAUGUUACAGUUGGAUUUUAGACAACAGCAACAACAAGAAGAGAAUUUAUUACCAGAUGAUCUUAUCAACGAUGUAUUUGAUCUUGAAAAUAUGAUUGCAACUAAGCAUCAUCAUCAUCAGCAAUCGGAACAGCAUUAUCAUGAAAGCUUAACGUCAAAUGAAUUGAACUUUUUAACAAAUCCACCACUCCAUCCUCCUCAAAUGACGACGAUGACUGCAAUGACUUGCAAUUUGAAAGCCUUAUCAUCAUCAUCAUCAUCUCCUUCUUCAAUAUCUAAUUCUAUAACAAAUCAGUGUAUUGUAACAAGAUAAUGCCUG
This is a messenger RNA of Heterobilharzia americana, 5736 nucleotides long. The record is from the annotation of a GenBank genome assembly. NCBI's taxonomy places the organism in Eukaryota, Metazoa, Platyhelminthes, Trematoda, Strigeidida, Schistosomatidae.